GUUACGGACUACGGCCCCAACGAACGAGUUCUGCAAGAACUGCCGCCUGCACCGGCCGCAGCCGCUGUUCCCUGGGACGAUGACGAUAUACCGUGGCCCUUCCCUCGAUUGCCAGCAAGUUGUCGACCGGCCUGCGUAUUGUCUAUUGCCGAGCACUGGUCCAAGGAGGAUAUCGGGCGACAGCAGGAUGACGACCCCAUUAUUGCGGAGGUGAGGGAGCGACGUCGAAGCCCCCAACCACUGUCAAGGAUGGAGUUCAAAAUACCCCCACUUCGACCAUACAAGAAGUUAUGGAAUGUGUUGGAUGUUACAGAUGGUAUCUUGGUACGGUUGGCUCACUUCCUGCCCGAGGACGAGGCGAGAUGGGUCCCGGUGAUAGCGUCUUCCAGCCGGCAGACACUCAUGCAGCACUUCCACGAACAUGAUGGCCAUUUUGGACGAGACCGAAACCUGGAGAAGUUACGGCGACUGUGUUGCUGGCCUACUUUGGCUGAAGAUGUUGCCGAGCAUGUAGCAGCCUGCCGGGAAUGUCAGAUCGCUAAGGGGCAUCGGCCACCUAUCGGUCCUGCGAUGCCUUUACCGGUUGGUACUCCCUGGAGAACCGUGGCUGUUGACUUCCUCACGGUGGCCCCCGCGUCUGAUGGUAUCUCCAAGCUACUGGUGGUGGUAGACCACUUCACGAAAUGGGCUGAUGCAUAUCCUGUGAGAGGAGAGUCAGCCGAAGAGGCAGCCAGAUGUUUGUUGCAUUUGUUUUCUAUCUUCGGCCCUCCUCAACGGUUGCUCUCGGACCAAGGUCCAGCUUUUGAGA
Perkinsus marinus ATCC 50983 is the source of this 808-nucleotide messenger RNA. RefSeq names its product retrovirus polyprotein, putative. The transcript has a single exon. Gene Ontology annotation, molecular function: nucleic acid binding. The annotation marks the transcript as partial. Gene Ontology annotation, biological process: DNA integration. Lineage: Eukaryota; Perkinsozoa; Perkinsida; Perkinsidae. The record is from RefSeq and is a predicted model, not a curated record.